CAGAGGCGGACGCGGCGGCGGCUGCGGGGGGAGCGGGGCGGCCAUGAACCCCAACUGCGCGCGUUGCGGGAAGAUCGUGUAUCCUACCGAGAAGGUGAACUGCCUGGAUAAGUUCUGGCACAAAGCAUGCUUCCACUGCGAGACCUGCAAGAUGACCCUCAACAUGAAGAACUACAAGGGCUACGAGAAGAAGCCCUACUGCAACGCACACUACCCGAAGCAGUCCUUCACCAUGGUGGCAGACACUCCCGAGAACCUGCGCCUAAAGCAGCAGAGCGAGCUGCAGAGCCAGAUUCGCUACAAGGAGGAGUUUGAGAAGAACAAGGGGAAAGGCUUCAGCGUGGUGGCUGACACCCCGGAGCUGCAGCGAAUCAAAAAGACUCAGGAUCAGAUCAGCAACAUCAAAUACCAUGAAGAGUUUGAGAGGAGCAGGAUGGGCCCCAGCCCCAGCGAGGGCGCGGAGAUGGAGCGCAGGAACUCCCAGGAAAGCGCCAAUUACCGACGGCCGGAGCAGCACCAACCACAGCACCACGUCCAGCCCAGCAACCCGGUUUACCAGCAGCAGCCACCAGCCUCGCAGUCCUAUGGCUACAAGGAGCCUGCAGCGCCCGCCUCCACGCAGCGCAGUGCACCGUCCGCAGCGGGGAAGCGUUUCCGCGCCGUCUAUGAUUACAACGCGGCCGAUGAAGACGAGGUCUCCUUCCAGGAUGGUGACACCAUCAUCAACGUGCAGCAGAUCGACGACGGUUGGAUGUACGGCACGGUGGAACGCACGGGCGACACGGGGAUGCUGCCCGCCAACUACGUGGAAGCAAUCUGAGGGGGUUGGAGCCAAACCUCCCCACCCCGUGGCCCCGGUGCGCGCGCGUCUCUCUCCCCCAGCAUCCCUUCCCUCUGCCGGAGCCGCGUCCCGACGUCUCGGUUUCUUUGUGUUUCUGCAGCCGCCUCUGGUUUCUCUCGCCAUUGUAGCUUUGUUCUCGCUCUGUCGGGACUGAGGGUCUGUCUGCGAGGGAUGGCGGGGGCUCUGGGACCAAAUGCUUCUCCCUCUGCCUUCCUCCUCUCUUCCGCAGGGGAUGGGGCGCACACACCAGGCUGGGCCCCCCCCCCCGCUGUGCUGGGAAUGCAUGGGGAGGGAGGAGCAGAAUCAUUUCCUUAGGACCAAACACCCCAACUCUUGGGGGCAGGGGGGGGGAUGCAGGGGGGACCAGCUGGCAGCACCUGCCCUGCGCUGCUCCGGCUCUGCCUCGUCCCAUUGCUUCCCCUGGCUCUCUGUCUGCAGUUCCUAUUCUGACUGCACUCCCUCAGUCCUCAGUGUUGCAAACCAGAAAAAUAUUUGUGGUUAAAAUCUUUUUUUUUAAAAAAAAAUAAUCUUUUCUUGGGAUUCAGAAUGGUUCCGGGCAGCCCUGGGAGCGGCUCCUGCUGCUUUUUUGGGGUCCAGCUGCCUCAUUCUGCAUCCCAGGCUGAGUGGUGCCACUGUGCAGGAGCACCUGCUGCCCUGACCUCAUGUCCCCCCGCAGCUCCGGUUCUCCCUUUUUGGGUCCCCAUCCCUGUGCCUCUUUGGGCCGAGUGUGACGUGUCUCCCCGCUCUGUCACCGCACUGGGACUGCGCUGGGGGCUGUCCCUGCUGGCAGCAGAAGCGGGGAGGGGGGGGUUGAGCACCCUGAGCCCUGUGCCGUCCCCCACCUCUCACCCCUUGGUCCCCAGCGGUGGUGGCCGCUGAUGUUGGAUCGCUUCAUGGACCAAGAUUUCAAAGCACAUCUCUGACCCCUUCCCGUUCAGGCUGGGAAGGUCCCAGAGCUGAAGGUAUAACUGGAAGCCUGCAGCCAGGUGCUCAUGUCCCAAAGGACCAAAGUGACCGAGUUCAGACGGCCUUCAGCUCUGCCUGGGGACAAUCCCAUGGGACGGGGAAGGACCCCGCUGGGAGCAUCCCACCCCCUCCUGCCUCCAUCCCAUCAGGGUGGGCUGCAUGGGCUGAAGGUCCGCUCGGUGCUACACAGGCAGCGCAGGAGGAGGGAAGGGGGCAGAGAGUCCACAUCCCUCCCCGUCCCCCCCGUCCUUCAUCAUCCUCGUCUGGGAAAUAGCAGGGGGGGGGAGCGUCAAUGUGAAUAAACCGUUUUUUAAUGGACCAAAUCACACAGGUGAUCACGUUUUGGUAUACAGACCUUUUUUUAAUGCUACCUUGGAACCAUUGUCCUGAGUCUCCGCGCCCCUUUCUCCCCCACCGUGGGAAACAAACCUCUUACUGCUUCAUUUCUGCCUUUUCUCUCGACUUAUGCACUUUUUUGCCUUUUUUCAUAGCUGAAAAGCACCUAAACCUGUAUUUAAAAUAAAUAAGUGAAUAAAAAAACAUUAAAAAAAAAAAAAAAAAGGAAAGAAAGAAAGAAAAAAAAAUGGAAAAGCUGAAUCGCUUCUCGUCCAAUGUAAAAUAAACUUCGCCCUUCUCGGCUGCCCGGUCA
Molecule: messenger RNA, 2456 nt
Organism: Lagopus leucura (white-tailed ptarmigan)
Lineage: Eukaryota; Metazoa; Chordata; Aves; Galliformes; Phasianidae
Gene: LASP1
Product: LIM and SH3 protein 1
Exons: 7
Coding region: 44-820 (258 amino acids)
Cellular component (GO): focal adhesion
Molecular function (GO): actin filament binding
Source: RefSeq, a predicted model, not a curated record